AUGGUCCAGCACCCCUGCACACCCGCUCUGCGGCUGGCCACCCGGCCACGAGGCCUCGGGAGUCGCAUCAAGUCUGAUCAUCUCAAGCUGGUGCUGGUGGGGAUCCAGCCGAAGAAGGGAUUUACUCCGCUGUGCGCACCCGCACCCACCCCACUGCGGCGUCUGCAGCUGCACUGCCAGGGGACAGGGUGCCUGCAGGCUCAGCCCUUGCGAGGGGGCCGGUGCCGUGCUGCUGAUGUGCUGCUGUACCGACCCCACGAGCGUCCCUUUGCUUCCUCCACGGCGCGGGGGCUGCAGCCGCGGCCCCCCGCGCUGCUGCCGCUCCUCCUGCUGCUGCUGCCGCUGCUGCCCGGCCGCGCUGCCGGCCUGGAGGUGCAGCGCAAGUUCCUCUCGCCCACCCCCACCAACAACUUCGCCCUGGACGGCCCCGGCUCCCGCGUCUACCUGGCGGCCGUCAACCGGCUCUUCCAGCUGUCGGGGGGCGAGCUGGCGCUGGAGGCGGAGGCGGCGGUGGGGCCGGUGCUGGACAGCCCGCUCUGCCACGCACCGCAGCUGCCGCAGGCCUCCUGCGAGCACCCGAAGGUGCUCACCAACAACUACAACAAGAUCCUGCAGCCCGACCCCGAGCAGGGCGUCCUCGUCGUCUGCGGCUCCAUCUACCAGGGCCUCUGCCAGCUGCGCAGCAUGGCCAACAUCUCGGCGGUGGCCGUGCGCUUCCCGCCGGGCGGCAGCGACCCGGUCACCGUCUUCCCCAGCAUGCUGAACGUGGCGGCCAACCACCCUAACGCCUCCACCGUGGGGCUGGUGCUGCGCCGCGGCGGCGGCGGGGCGCGGCUGCUGGUGGCCGCCACCUACACCGGCUUCGGCAGCCCCUUCUUCCCCCGCAACACCAGCCUGGAGGACCACCGCUUCGAGAACACCCCCGAGAUCGCCAUCCGCGCCCUCAACGCCCGCGGCGACCUGGCCAAGCUCUUCACCUUCGACAUCAACCCCUCCGACGACAACAUCUUCAAGAUCAAGCAGGCCGCCAAGGCGCGGCACAAGCUCAGCUUCGUCCGCGCCUUCCUGCAGCGCGGCGCCGCGCCGCCCGCCCGCCGCCCCUACGCCUACCUGGCGCUCAACAGCGAGGCCAACGCGGGCGACAAGGAGAGCCCCUCGCACAGCCUGCUGGCCCGCAUCUGCCUGGGCGAGCCGGCCGAGGCCACCCUCAACGGCAGCGGCGAGACCAAGAAGCUGACCGAGUCCUACAUCCAGCUGGGGCUGCGCUGCGGCGGCGCCGCCGACGCCUUCACCCGGCUCGUCUCCGUCUUCCCGGCGCGGGCGGCCUGGAGCAGCCCCGCCGCCCCGGGCCCGGGCCCGCCGCCCGCCGAGGAGCUGCUCUUCGGCGUCUUCGAGCGGGCCGGGGCCGGCGGCGGCGGGGGGCGGCCGCAGUCCGCGCUCUGCGUCUUCCGCUUCUUUGUCCACGCUGGGCCCGAGGGGGUGGCACUGGGGGACCCGCGGGGGUUGCUGCGGCGCGCUGACCUGCCUGUCUCCCCACAGCUGCAGCCGGAGCAGCUGGACUGCGGAGCCGCGCACCUCCAGCACCCGCUGGCCAUCGUCAACCCUGUCACAGCCACCCCCGUCUUCACCUACAGUGGCCUCACCGCCGUGGCGGUGGCCAGCGUCAAUAACUACACCGUCGUCUUCCUGGGCACGGCCAGCGGAGGACUCCUGAAGAUUAAUCUGGACAGUACCAUGAAGGUUAUUAGCAGGAGAUCCAUUUCGGUGGCUUACGGAGAGCCUGUCCACCCCAUCAUGCAGUUUGACCCUUCUGAUUCCACCUACCUCUAUCUGAUGACCUCCCAUCAGAUGACGCGGGUGAAGGUGGCUGCCUGCAACCAGUACUCGACGUGCAGGGAGUGCCUGGCCGCUGCUGAUGCCUACUGCGGGUGGUGCACGAUGGAGACCAGGUGUUCUCUGCAGCGCGAGUGCACCAACUUCACAGGGGCCAACUUCUGGGCAAGCGCAAGUGAAGGAGUACAGCAGUGCCCUUCCAUGACCAUCCUGGAGCCCGAGAUUAAUAUCGACAAAGAGAACCCGGCCCUGAUAAUACAAAUAAAUGGAACUAUCCCCAACCUGAAUGGAACAAAUAUUUCAUGUGACUAUGGAAAUAAUAUCCACACGGUAGCCAGAGUUGCUGGAGAUUAUGUAAACCAAUUUAUUUAUUGCAGUUUACUUCCACGCGAGAAGUACCCAACGUUUCCAGAUGACCAAGACCACGUGGUUGUCGAAACUGCUCUUCGGGUCAACGGCAAAAACAUUAUCCGGGCCAGUUUCACCAUCUACGAUUGCAAAAGAACUGGAAACAUUUACCCGAAGAGAGCAUGCACCAGCUGCCUCUCCACCAGGUGGAAGUGUCACUGGUGCCCCUCCACCUACGCCUGUGUCUCCAACCACUCUCAGUGUGACGAUGCACUGCAGAUGAAGAAGAAAAUAGACUGUCCACGAAUUGUACCUGCCUCCCUGGACCCGAUGCCCACGGGAGUAUCUCGGGAUAUCACCAUCUCGCUGGCUAACGCCACCUUCUCUAAGGAGACAGCUCUGGAGUGCCACUUUGGGACAGAGAGGACGUUUGAAGCCCGGUGGGUGAACUCCUCGGCCGUGGAGUGUCUACACGUGCUGCUUCACACAUCAGAAAAAAGCCAUCUCUUCCCAGUGAACCUUCAGCUGAAGGACAGACCAGACAGAUUUAUCGACAGUCCAGAGACGAUGACAGUGGAGGUGUACAACUGUGCGACCGGCAGCGCCGACUGCUCUCAGUGCCUGGGCAGGGAGGACCUGGGUCACCGCUGCCUCUGGAGCGAGGGCAGCUCCAGCUGCAGGCUGCACAGCGAGCCCCCCCAGCUCUCCGACCUCUGCCCGCCGCCCGAGAUCCGCAAGAUCGAGCCGCUGCGCGGGCCGCUGGAGGGGGGCACACUGCUGACCAUCCGCGGGAGGAACCUGGGCCGACGCUUCAGCGACGUCCUGGGCGCCGUCAGGAUAGGCAGCGUGCAGUGCACCCCGCUGCCCCACAGAUACGUCGUCUCUGAGGCGAUCGUCUGCCAAACUGGAGAGGCUCAAGAGGCAUUUUCUGACGUGGUGACAGUCAACGUGAGCCGGGAAGGGAGGUCCAAGGAGCGGUACUCCUACGUGCUUCCCGUGGUGCAAUCCAUAGCUCCCCUGAAUGGCCCGAAGGCUGGAGGAACCAGAGUGACCAUCAGAGGCAGCAGGCUGGACGUCGGCUCUGAGCUCCGUGUCCUCGUCAAUACCUCCAAGCAGUGCACUGACCUCAGCCGCAACGACAGCACCAUCACUUGCACUAUGCCCUCUGCGGAACUCACCACCGCCGUGCGAGUCUGUGUCCAGUUUGAGAACAGGUCUUGUGCCAGCUACAACAUCACCUUCAAAUACGAGAAGAACCCGGUUAUAUCAGACAUCAACCCCAAAAAGAGUCAGAUCAGCGGGGGCAGGAUCAUCACCCUGGAAGGAAGAGGCUUUGAGCUGGUCCAGAACGUGUCCAUGGUGGUCCGUGGCAUCGGCAGAGAGCAAACGAACUGUAAGGUUCACACUGACACUGUGAUCACCUGCCCCUCUCCGGCUGCCUCCAACAUCACUGCAGGGAGCAAGCCCGCUCCCGUGGAUUUCUAUCUCAACGGCCGCCUCUAUGCGGAUGACCGUCCGGCUCUGGAUGAGGAGAUGUACCCCGAGGAGGCCUUGCACAUCAGCAAGUUCAGCCUGGAGUACUAUGCCGACCCCCAGUUCUUCACAGCCAAGAAGGAGAAGUGGAUCAAGCACCACCCUGGCGAGCCCUUGACUCUGGUUAUACAUAAAGAGCCUGACAGCCUGGGCCUGGAAAGCAAUGAGUACCAGGUGAAAAUUGGCCUUAUCUCGUGUGAGAUCCAGAUUGUUUCGGACAAAGUCAUCCACUGCUCUGUCAACGAGUCGCUGAGCACCUCGGAAAGACAGUUGCCAGUGACGAUCCAAGUUGGAAAGUUCAACUACACAAUUGCGAUGCUGCACCUUGGGGGAGGAGAGACUGCGAUCAUCGUCUCCAUUGUCAUCUGCAGCAUCUUGCUCGUCCUCUCUGUUGUAGCUCUCUUUGUGUUUUGCACAAAGAGCCGCAGAGCGGAGCGCUACUGGCAGAAAACCCUGCUCCAGAUGGAGGAGAUGGAGUCGCAGAUCCGGGAGGAAAUCCGCAAAGGUUUUGCAGAAUUGCAGACGGACAUGACAGACCUGACCAAGGAGUUAAACCGCAGCCAGGGGAUCCCGUUCCUGGAGUACAAGCACUUUGUCACCCGGACCUUCUUUCCCAAAUGUUCCUCGCUCUACGAGGAGUGCUACGUCCUGCCGUCCCAGCAGCUCAGCUCCCAGGUGGGCUCCCAGGCCCAGGAAACUCACCCGCUCCUGGUGGGAGAAUGGAAAAUCCCUGAAAACUGCAGGCCCAAUAUGGAAGAAGGAAUCUCGCUGUUCUCCACCUUACUCAACAACAGGCACUUUCUCAUCGUGUUUGUCCAUGCUCUCGAGCAACAGAAGGACUUUGCUGUUAGAGACAGAUGUAACCUGGCCUCCCUGCUUACUAUUGCCUUGCAUGGGAAACUGGAGUAUUACACCAGCAUCAUGAAGGACCUCUUGGUGGAUCUAAUAGAUGCUUCAGCUUCCAAAAACCCCAAGCUGAUGCUGAGGAGAACAGAAUCUGUGGUGGAGAAGAUGCUCACCAACUGGAUGUCCAUCUGCAUGUACAGCUAUCUCAGAGAGACAGUGGGAGAACCCUUCUUCCUGUUGAUCUGUGCCAUCAAGCAGCAGAUUAACAAAGGCUCCAUCGACGCCAUUACGGGGAAGGCCAGGUACACCCUCAAUGAGGAGUGGCUUCUGCGGGAGAACAUCGAGGCAAAGCCGAGGAACCUCAACGUCUCCUUCCAAGGCUGCGGGAUGGACUCUCUGAGCGUCAGGGCCAUGGACACAGACACGCUCAGCCAAGUGAAGGAGAAGAUUCUGGAGGCCUUCUGCAAAAACGUCCCCUACUCCCAGUGGCCAAGGGUGGAAGACGUCGACCUUGAGUGGUUCGCCACCAGCACCGACAGCUACAUCCUCCGGGACCUGGAUGACACCUCGGUGGUGGAGGACGGCAGGAAGAAGCUCAACACAUUAGCACAUUACAAGAUCCCCGAGGGUGCGUCCCUGGCCAUGAGUUUGUCGGACAAGAAGGACACCACACUGAGCAGAGUGAAGGAUUUGGACACUGAGAAGUACUUCCACUUGGUUCUCCCAACUGAUGAAUCAGUUGAACAUAAGAAGUCCCACAGACAGAGCCAUAGGAAGAAGGUCCUGCCAGAGAUCUACCUGACCAGGCUGCUCUCCACAAAGGGCACGCUGCAGAAGUUCCUGGAUGACUUGUUCAAAGCCAUUCUCAGCAUCCGAGAUGAUAAACCACCUGUGGCCGUGAAGUAUUUCUUUGACUUCCUGGAGGAGCAAGCAGAGAAAAGAGGGAUCACAGACCCUGACACUAUGCACAUCUGGAAGACCAACAGCCUACCUCUGAGGUUUUGGGUCAACAUCCUGAAGAACCCCCAGUUCGUCUUCGACAUUGACAAGACGGACCACAUCGACGCCUGUCUCUCUGUGAUCGCCCAGGCCUUCAUUGACGCCUGCUCCCUGUCUGACCUGCAGCUGGGCAAGGACUCCCCGACCAAUAAACUACUGUACGCCAAGGAGAUCCCCGAGUAUCGGAAGAUCGUGCAGCGAUACUACAAGCAGAUCCAUGACAUGCCCCCGCUCAGCGAGCAGGAAAUGAACGCCCACCUCGCAGAGGAGUCACGGAAAUACCGGAACGAAUUCAACACCAAUGUCGCCAUGGCUGAGAUAUACAAAUACGCCAAGAGAUACCGCUCCCAGAUCGUGGCCGCCCUGGACGCCAACCCCACCACAAAGCGCACCCAGCUCCAGCACAAGUUUGACCAAGUGAUUGCACUCAUGGAGGACAACAUCUACGAGUGCUGCAGUGAAGCCUAGGCCGACUGCAGCCCUGGGAGUGACUUUCUCCACAGCGCAGUGCCAUUGGGAACCCGCCUUCAGCCGUGGAUCGCCUCUGCCAGGACCAUUCUCAAGCCAGCCUCGUUGGGGGGUGGGCCUGGCCCAUGGCUUAAGACCUCCCUCUCCUAACAAGAAGCCACGAGACACCUUUCUGAGCAGCUCAAAACCUCUCUGGUCUGCGCUGUGGCACCCAUAAUUUAUUUGCUGUUGCCAGCCAGGAAUGGAGACAUGACGUUUGUGGCAGGCUCAGUUCACUACUUCCCUCUGAUCAGCGCCCGGUGGCUCCCCGCAUCCCUGUUUGUGGUUCCUUGGGAUGAGCGAGGGGGCCGCAGGAGCUGUAAGAAUAGACACAAGGCAGAAGGGUAGCCUCAGGGAGUAACUCGUGGAGACGGCAAAGGCCAUCAGAGCAACGCCUGAGCUCCCUUCCACACCAUCCUUCUGACAUCUUGUUUUUCCAACACCCCAGACUCUAUCAACUGUUCACUCUCUGCUGCAUUUUGUGUAUUUUUGUGCCUUUUAAUUUUUGUACUGUAUGUGUAAACAUAACCACUCCUCCAUCUGAGACUUGGGCAACAUGGGGAACUGGGGGCUGAGAUGAGGCGGUUGCUUUCCAAGUGGCUAAGGCAUGGUGAGAGCACUUUAUCCCCUGAGGGAGCGUGUUAAGGUGUUAAAAGGUGGAGGGAGGGCUGCUCCCCCUCCCCAGGUUCCCAGCUCUUCGUGCAGGAUGAGCUGCAGUUGCAGCGUGUGGGUGAACACCCCCUCACAGCCCACCUUUCAGCCCGCUGCCGCAGGCAUGGCCUCUGCCCAGGCGCAGGAGCCCAGGGGCAGUGGACACAGGGCAGGACGUCUGCCUGGCACCCCAGUCUCCCUGCGCACCCACGGCACGGCCCCAGUGAUGCCAGCAGGGGUGGGGUCCUGCUGACAGCCCCCCGACAGAGCGCCUUGAGCCACGUGCAGGGCCAAACACUGGGUAGCAUCCUCCCUCCCUCUGCCCCACAUGCUCCAGCAUCUCCCCAGUACCACCACCGAAAACAAGGUCAGUGUGACAGAGGUGUCUUCCUAAAGUAGCUUGUUCUGCUUGUGUUGGACCCAGCCUGCCAUGGUUGUCACCUGAGAGCAACCAGGAGAGCGACGUUUUGCUGCGUGUCCAGUCUCUUUUUUGGCUGUAAAGGCGAAGGGCUGGACGCCACGGCCCUGGCAGCACGAGGCUCCCACAGCCCAGCAGAGCGGCUCCGGCACCCCAGGCUGCAGACAGAGGCAGAAAGUGUCCCUUACGCUGGGGUCAGCAAGCAGGGACUCGCUGCCCAGACCUAGAAACUUCACUGCCAGCCCGUGGCAUCGACUCUGGGGCAAGCCCCCUGUCCCAGCUUGGUGGCCCAUUCUCCUUCCUGUCGACACUUUCGUCCUCUGUGCAGCCAGGGGGGCUGUGACUGAUGCACCACCCGGGCCCCUCUGUAGAGGCUGGACCACCGGCAGGGCCACGUGCCCAAAGCCAGCGCUCACACACAGGCAGACAGCCUGCCCCUGAAAGCUAAACCCAGCCGUAGCCACCGUGUUUCCAAACUGCCAAAUAGAAAAGGAAAAAAAAAAAAAGAGAAAAAGAAAAAAAGUUACUACCUCACUCCAGGCAGGGUGUAAGGUGAGCCUCCGCUACUCAUCCAGCUGGCAAGGAUGCAACCUGAUUUUACAUGACUUCGGUCCACCAGAACUCCUCCUGGGUGACUCACUGCCAUGGAGAGGUGGCCUCCAUCCCAUCAUUUCCAGUAAUGCCACAUUUGUCAGAAGUUGGAACAUCAGAAUCGUGUAUGUGUAUAUAGAUAUCUAUUUUAAAACAAAUGAUAGACAAAUGAUAGACUUUAUCCAGUAUGUUAAAGGGGGGAGGGGGAGGGAAGGGGAAGAACAGAGGUGUUUGUUUUUUUUUUUAAAAAAUGGAACUACAGAAAAAGUACAUACACUGUGGAGGUUUCAAUGUCUUUGCUGAGGAUGUGGCUUGAGAAUAGAAACUCUAAGAAUGUAGCUGGGCUACAUUUUAUUUUGAAAGUGAUUUCACAAAAAAAAAAAAGAAUCUUGAAUUUUUUUUUUCUUUUAGAAACUGUGAAUAGCUGCCAGAGAUAUAGGCAGGCCCAGCACAGGGAAGGCAAGGGUGAGAAGGACCAAGGUAGCAGAGAACGUAGAGCUUGGCUGCAGGUGGGGAAAGAGCCAUGGAGCAAGAGCCCCAUGUCGUUACAAGGAAGGGAUACAGGUGAGCUGAUUGUGUAGUUUGCCUCCAGGUGAUGUGUCUGGGCCAUAUAUUGGGGCCUAUUGCUUUAUUAUUUAAUUUUUUCCAAAGCAAAAAAAAAAAAAAAAAAGUAGUUGCUACAACCAUUUUAAAGGAACAACUUCAAUGGAGCAGAAGCUUGAGGGUUUGUAGUGUUGCCUUGAACCCCCGAGCCCUUUGUAACAUGUUUUUAAACUUUGGCACGUGUUGUGGGUGUAGUGCCCUUACCUGCUGUGUAGUGGAAGUGGCAGACUCUUGGAAAAGCCUAUCUUUGUAAUAAAACAAGGUGCUGAAACCUG
Messenger RNA from Calidris pugnax (ruff), 8604 nucleotides. RefSeq names its product plexin D1 (gene PLXND1). Gene Ontology annotation, cellular component: semaphorin receptor complex. Bases 1 to 6027 code for a protein of 2008 amino acids. The transcript has 39 exons. The record is from RefSeq and is a predicted model, not a curated record. Gene Ontology annotation, molecular function: semaphorin receptor activity; protein binding. Lineage: Eukaryota; Metazoa; Chordata; Aves; Charadriiformes; Scolopacidae. Gene Ontology annotation, biological process: endothelial cell migration; negative regulation of cell adhesion; regulation of GTPase activity.